This is a messenger RNA of Trichechus manatus latirostris (Florida manatee), 3822 nucleotides long. RefSeq names its product zinc finger protein 79 (gene ZNF79). Gene Ontology annotation, cellular component: nucleus. Bases 355 to 1857 code for a protein of 500 amino acids. NCBI's taxonomy places the organism in Eukaryota, Metazoa, Chordata, Mammalia, Sirenia, Trichechidae. The transcript is spliced from 5 exons. The record is from RefSeq and is a predicted model, not a curated record. Gene Ontology annotation, biological process: regulation of DNA-templated transcription.
CGAGAGAGGUGGCGCAGUUUCUGAGUCGUUGCCUGUUACUGGUCGCUUUUUCGGGAAACCUCGCAGCGGCAUUUGCUCCCGGGGCUCUGCUUGAGGCCCAGCCGGUGUUGCGCCACGGGCUCCCGAGCCAACGACUGGCUGUGGCUGGGGAGACCUAGUGAAGGAGUUGGCUGGAGAUCCCAGGGUCUAGUACCCAGGCACAGAGCCGGCCUCUAAGGGGAGAGGCGGGGAAGGAAGAAGCGUCCAGCCCGGGAGCAGUAAGAGCAGGCCUGCACAGUCGGGGCUGGGGUUUCUGUGGAGCGAUUCUGACUCCCAAAGGACUGCUGGGAGGCAGUGGCGCUAGCUGGGACCCAAAUGCUGGAGGAAGGAGUGCUGUCUUCUCCUGACCCUGCCCUUCCCCAAGAGGAAAGUACAGGAGAGGAAGGAAUGGCUGCUGGUCUCCUCACAGCCAGGCCCCAGGGAUCCAUGUCCUUCAGCAGUAUGACUGUAGCUUUUACCCAAGAGGGCUGCAGACACCCAGUCCUUGCUCCGAGGGACAGAUACAAGGAGGGGAUACCAGAAAAGUCCAGGAACCUGGUCCUACUGGGACUUCCAGUCUCCCAGCCUGGCUUAAACUCCCAGUUGGAACAGAGAGAAGAACCAUGGAUGCUGGAAGGAGAAGGCCUGAGAAGUACUUGUCCAGACUGGAAGACUGUAUCCAAGGAGUCACCACCAGAGCAAGAUAUUUCUGAAGAAUCAUUCCAGGACCCAAGUGUAGAAAUCCCCCCUGGUGAGUCAGACCAUAGGAACAGUGAAUUUGGGAAGAGCUUCAAUCUGAGACUGGUCCUUUCUCCACAACCCAGAGUUCCUACAGAAGUGAGACCCCGUAAAUGUGAAAUACAUCCAAAGAGCUUCAAGAAGAAUUCAGAUAUAAUUAAACCUCACAGAGCAAAACCAUACACAUGUAAUGAAUGUGGCAAAGCCUUCAGUUACUGUUCAUCCCUUUCUCAACAUCAGAAGAGCCACACUGGGGAAAAGCCCUAUGAGUGCAGUGAAUGUGGGAAGGCCUUCAGCCAGAGCUCAUCUCUUAUUCAGCAUCAGAGGAUUCACACUGGAGAGAAACCUUAUAAGUGCAGUGAAUGUGGGAGAGCUUUCAGCCAGAAUGCAAACCUCACAAAACACCAGCGAACUCAUACUGGAGAAAAGCCCUACAAAUGCAGUGAGUGUGAGAAAGCCUUCAGUGACUGUUCAGCCCUUGUUCAGCAUCAGAGAAUUCACACUGGAGAGAAACCCUACGAAUGCAGUGACUGUGGGAAGGCCUUCCGUCAUAGUGCGAAUCUCACAAACCACCAGAGGACUCACACUGGGGAAAAGCCCUACAAAUGCAAUGAGUGUGGGAAGGCCUUCAGUUACUGUGCAGCAUUUUUUCAGCACCAGAGAAUUCAUACAGGAGAGAAACCCUAUAAGUGUAAAACAUGUGGGAAGGCCUUCAGCCAGAGUGCAAAUCUCACAAACCAUCAGAGGACUCACACUGGAGAGAAACCCUACAAAUGUAGUGAGUGUGGGAAGGCCUUCAGCCAAAGUACAAAUCUUAUAAUCCACCAGAAAACCCACACUGGAGAAAAGCCAUAUAAAUGUAACGAAUGCGGGAAAUUCUUCAGUGAGAGCUCAGCCCUUAUUCGACAUCAUAUAAUUCAUACUGGAGAAAAACCUUAUGAAUGUAAUGAGUGUGGAAAAGCAUUUAACCAGAGUUCAUCCCUUAGUCAGCAUCAAAGAAUUCACACUGGCAUGAAACCCUACAAAUGUAUUGAGUGUGGGAAGGCCUUCAGGUGUAGUUCAGCUUUCAUUAGACAUCAGAGACUCCAUAUUGGAGAGUAACUGGGAACAUGAGAAAGUGGAGAAAACCUCAGAGGUGUCAACUUAUUAAUCAAAGAUGAGUGGGGACCUCACAGACAAAUGCAGAUGGUUUUAAAGCAUUGGGGACAUACGACAUUUAGUUUGUAGGCCAGAGCCACGUGAAAAUUGCCUUCAAUAAAUGUUUCAUUUUGUUACAUGGCACAUGUGGGAGGUGUUGAGCUCUCUUCAUUCUUAACACCAUUCAGCAGACAUCACAAGGUAGGGAAUUGAACAGUUCAACUCAAAUUUUCAUUCAACUUUAAGAGAUUUAUUUUUAUUCAGAUAGUGUAUGAAAGAAUGCCUUCUAUGUAGUAGGCACUCCAGAAACCUUUUGUCUAUUAGGAAUAAAUGAUCAAAUCAAUAGGUGAAGAACUUGACUCCUCCAUCAAGGCCAGGCAUUUAGGCAGUGCUCACAAGUAGUGAGGGCUUUUGCAAAAGGCGAACCAAGAGCAGAGCAUUGGCCAGGAAUGAUUUGUGGUUAAGAGCUCAGCUGCUAACCAAAAGGUCAGCAAUUUGAAUCCACUUUGCAAACCAUAUGGGGCAGUUCUACUGUCCUGUAGGGUUGCUGAGUCAGAAUCGAAUUGACAGUGCAUUAAGUCAAUUUUUGAUUCAGCAACCCCGUGCAAGAGAACUGCCCCAUAAGGCUUUUUUUCUAGGCUGUAACUUAUGGGAGCAGAUGGCCAGCUUUCUUCAUCUGAGUUACUGGUUGAGUUCAUACCUACCUUUGGAUAAGCAGCCAAGCACUUAACCAUUUUGCUACCAGGGUAAACAUCAGCAAUACAGCUGCCACUCAGGAAAGCACUGCUAGGCCAAAUCUCUUUAUAGGCUAUUCUUUUUACUCGUAUCACACCAAGUAGGUGGCUCAGUGGUAGAAUUCUCACUUCCCACACAGGAGACCUGGGUUUGAUUCUUGGGUGAUGUACCUUAAGUGCUGGCACUACAUGUCAUUGGAGGUUUUGCCUAAGGCCUGAAGAUACACUUCUGAAAAACAGCCCAGUGAAAACUACGGAUCACACUAGUCUAUAAUCAGCAACAUUUCAGUCUGCUGUGCAUAGUCUUCAUGAGUCAGGGACUGACCUGAUAGUAGAGAAGGUACUAUGUAUAGUUUUUUUUCCCUCAGAAAAACAGCCCCACAGACAAGGACAGUGAGGGUGGGCCAGGGAAGUCUUAAAGAACAGGAUAAUGAAAUCCCCUGUGGUGUGUGAAGGUCAUCACUUUCUGCAGAGACAGGAAGGGCAGAGUGGGUCACGUAAGCUGAACCAGGCUUCUCAUUCCUCUCACCUCUUCCUGACAAAAAAGCAGUGCAAUGUCUACUUUUAGGAUUUUUACUGUCUGCCUGCUUCCCUUGUUUGCACUCACAUGAGUCCUACCCUCCUUACUCCACCCAUUUAAAUGAACUCUGCUCAGUACUGCUGUGCCUCCCUUGAUUUGUUUCCUUGGCAACUUGGAGAGGACUGUGCUGCAGGUGUCCUGAAAUGCUUAUUUUCUCCCCUCCCCUGACCCAUUAUCAAUCAGGCCACCUGGGGGGAUUAAGAACCACUGAUUUAAAGAGACGACUGUUGACAAAAUGACUGAGAAGCUACGAAAUGACUAAUGCAGGGAAAAGUGAUGAAGGUCUUGGGGCAAUCACUCCCUUGAGGCUGGUACCACAGCAGCCCUUUCCAGGUGGUGCUUAAAACCUGUUAGUAGGUGCAGCUUGUCCUCAUGCCAAGUAUCUUGCAAUUUAUCCCUUCACUCAUCACACAUAAGGUAAAGUGUAAGUGCAGGCAGCACUGAGCGGGUAAAAAGAAACAGAAUUUAAGAUGAAAAAAGAAGAGAAUUUAAGAGAAAAUGAGUAUAGACUUGGCAAAAAUAAAAGAUGCAUCACACAAAGCUUACUAGUCUUUAUACUUAAGUGACUACAAAAAGCAGUGACUUUUCCAGAUGUUCUUCUCAUCUGAGCUGAUC